Molecule: messenger RNA, 2784 nt
Organism: Acanthosepion pharaonis
Lineage: Eukaryota; Metazoa; Mollusca; Cephalopoda; Sepiida; Sepiidae
Source: the annotation of a GenBank genome assembly
AUGCGACAGGCUGAAAUAUGCAUAUCUAUCUAUCUAUCUAUCUAUCUAUCUAUCUAUCUAUCUAUCUAUCUAUCUAUCUAUCUAUCUAUCUAUCCCUUAUAUUCUAACAUCUAUCUAUCUGCUUAUAUUCUAACAUCUAUCUAUCUAUUAUAUUCUAACAUCUAUUUAUCUGCUUAUAUUCUAACAUCUAUCUAUCUAUCUAUCUAUCUAUCUAUCUAUCUAUCUAUCUAUCAUCAUUUUAGGUGCAACGGACAAAUUGACGUACGUCCGUAUACAUCUUAUUUGUCUUUGUUUUUCCUUUCUUCUUUUCGACGCUUUUCUUUGACAUCUUUCUCUUGGAUAACCAUCAUUCGAGAAUUUUCCUUUCUUAACAUUCCUUUUCGCUCUGUGUUAAAUUCUUUCCUUGAUUUUUCAUUUUUAUUUUCAGUCCUACUCUCUUGGUUAACCCUCAUUCGAGAAUGUUCCUUUCUUAAUAUUCUAUGUCGCUCUUUGAUCUUUACCUUUCUUCACGCCCUCGCUCUAUCACUCCCUCUCUUAAUUUGUAUCUUCUUUCCAGAUCUUUUCCUUUCUUCACGCCCUCGCUCUAUAACUCCCUCUCAUAAUUUGUAUCUUCUUUCCAGAUCUUUUCCUUUCUUCACGCCCUCAUCUUUUCCUUUCUUCACGCCCUUUCACUAUAACUCCAUCUUUACCUUUCUUCACGCCCUCGCUCUAUCACUCCCUCUCUUAAUUUGUAUCUUCAUUCCAGAUCUUUACCUUUCUUCAUGCCCUCGCUCUAUCACUCCCUCUCAUAAUUUGUAUCUUCUUUCCAGAUCUUUUCCCUUUCUUCACGCCCCUCUCUCUAUCCCUCUCUUAAUUUAUCUUUUCAUUUCUUCGUCCUCCUCUAUAACUCCUUCUCAUAAUUUUAUCUUCUUUCCAGAUCUUAUCCUUUCUUCCGCCCUUCUCUAUAACUCCUCUCUUAAUUUGUAUCUUCUUUCCAGAUCUUUUCAUUUCUUCACGCCCUCCUCUAUAACUCCUCUCUUAAUUUGUAUCUUCUUUUCCAAUCUUUUCCUUUCUUCACAUCUUUUCAUUUCUUCACGCCCUCCCUCUAUAACUCCCUUCAUAAUUUGUAUCUUCUUUCAAGAUCUUUUCAUUUCUUCACGCCCUCCCUCUAUAACUCCCUCUCUUAAUUUAUCUUUUCCUUUCUUUCCGCCUCCCUCUAUAACUCCCUCUCUUAAUUUGUAUCUUGUUUCCAGAUCAUUUUCCUUUCUUCCCGCCCUCCUCCAUAACUCCUCUCUUAAUUUAUCUUUUCAUUCUUCACGCCCUCCCUCGAUAACUCCUCUCUUAAUUUGUAUCUUCUUUCCAGAUCUUUUCAUUUCUUCACAUCUUUUCUUUCUUCACCCUUUCUCUAUAACUCCCUCUCUUAAUUUAUAUUUUCAUUUCUUCACACCCUCCUCUAUAAGUCCCUCUCUUAAUUUGUAUCUUCUUGAGAUCUUUUCCUUUCUUCCGCCCUUCUCUAUAACUCCCUCUCUUAAUUUGUAUCAAUUUUGUGAUCUUUUCCUUUCUUCACGUCCCUCGCUCUAUCACUCCCUCUUCUUAAUUUUGUAUCUUUCUUUCCAGAUCUUUUCCUUUCUUCCACGAUCCUCCUUUAUAACUCCCUCACUUAAUUUGUAUCUUCUUUCCAGAUCUUUUCAUUUCUUCACACCCUCCCUCUUGCUCCCUAUCUUAAUUUGUAUCUUCUUUCCAGAUCUUUUCAUUUCUUCACGCCCUCCCUCUAUAACUCCUUCUCAUAAUUUAUCUUUUUCCAGAUCUUACCUUUCUUCACGCCCUCGCUUUAUAACUCCCUCUCUUAAUUUGUAUCUUCUUUCAAGAUCUUUUCCUUUCUUUACGCCCUCCCUUUAUAACUCCCCAUUUAAUUUAUCUUUCAUUUCUUCACGCCCUCCCUCCUAUCUCCCCUCUCUUAAUUUGUAUCUUCUUUCCAGAUCUUUUUCAAUUCUUCGCCCUCCCUCGAUAACUCCCUCUCUUAAUUUUUAUCUUCUUUCCAGAUCUUUUUCAUUUCUUCACAUCUUUUCCUUUCUUCACGCCCUCCCUAUUUAUAACUCCCUCUUAAUUUUGUAUCUUCUUUCCAAGAUAUUUUUUCAUUUCUUUGCCCUCCCUCUAUCGUCCAUAUUUUUAAUUUGUAUCUUCUUUCAAGAUCUUUUCAUUUCUUCGCCUCCUCCCUAUAACUCCCUUCAUAAUUUGUAUCUUCUUUCCAGAUCAUUUUCCUUUUCUUCACAUCUUUUCAUUUUCUUCCGCCCUCCCUCUAUAUUCCCUCUCUUAAUUUGUAUCUUCUUUCCAGAUCUUUCCUUUCUUCAUGCCCUCCUCUAUAUCCCUCUCAUAAUUUGUACCUUCUUUCCAGAUCUUUUUCCUUUCUUCACACCCCCCCUCAUAUUAACUCCCUCUCUUAAUUUGUAUCUUCUUUCCAGAUCUUUUCAUUUCUUUGCCCUCCUCUAUAACUCCCUUAUCUUUUCAUUUCUUCACACAUUUUUCUUUUUAGAUCUUUCCUUUCUUAGCAUCGUCUAUAUUCUUUUCCAGAUCUUUUCUUUUCCUUUCUUCACGCCCUCCUCUAUAACCCCUCUCUUAAUUUAUAUCUUUUUUCCAGAUUUAUCUUUCAUUUCUUCACGCCCUUUCUCUAUUUUUGAGAUCCCUCUCUUAAUUUGUAUCUUCUUUUCCAGAUCUUUACCUUUCUUUUACCCUCCCUCUAUCACUCCCUCUCAUAAUUUGUAUCUUCUUUCCAGAUCUUUUCAUUUCUUCACCCUCCCUCGAUAA